Papaver somniferum (opium poppy) is the source of this 693-nucleotide messenger RNA. RefSeq lists its product as uncharacterized. The record is from RefSeq and is a predicted model, not a curated record. Lineage: Eukaryota; Viridiplantae; Streptophyta; Magnoliopsida; Ranunculales; Papaveraceae. The coding region runs from base 1 to 693 and encodes 230 amino acids. The transcript has 2 exons.
AUGACGAGGAAAAGGGCAUCUGUCUGUGUUGGUAACAAGAGGAAGAAGAAUAAGAAGAAGAGAAUUAUCGAUGAUGAUUCAGUAAACUUAAUGUAUUCCAGGGAAACGAAUGAUUUACUAACAUCAGCACAUUUCAAAACCCCAAAUGAACUAGUAGGGUAUUGCAAUGGUUUGAUUUGUGUUAGGGCAAUGAGCAACGACAAGGUAGAAAGAUGUCGGAUAACUGUGAUUAACCCGGCACGGAACGAAACACUGUCCCUCUUUUAUUUGAACCCUAUUACGACUCGUGGUGGAGGUAACGGCAUUGGACAAUAUUUAUGUCAUGGUUUUGGUUUUGAUUCAUUGUCACUGCAAUACAAGGUUGUAGUUAUCCAUACAGUACCAACAACAAUAACAGUAGAAGCAAAGGAGGAGUUUGUUUGCAUGGUUUAUACAUCUGGAGUAACUACAUGGAAAAGGAAGGUCAUUAGCAUUUCUGAAAUCACACCACCAGCUUCUUCUUCAUUUCCGCUGCCUAGACGAAGAAUAAUGACAAGAGUUCGGAGAGAAUGUAGUAGAUCAGGCACCCUUUGCGGUGUUGAUCUUUAUUGGAAGAUAACUAAUGACAUACAAGAAGGAGGGGAUACAACAGUCAAUGAGGAGGAAAUGUUGCUCUCGUUUGAUAUCCGCAGAGAGAAGAUGCAGUUCAUUUGA